Messenger RNA from Anopheles gambiae (African malaria mosquito), 4918 nucleotides. Its product is annotated as myosin-6-like. The transcript is spliced from 2 exons. The record is from RefSeq and is a predicted model, not a curated record. Lineage: Eukaryota; Metazoa; Arthropoda; Insecta; Diptera; Culicidae. The coding region runs from base 1214 to 3208 and encodes 664 amino acids.
ACGUACGCACCCAACAUCUCCCCUCUUUAAAAACGCCUGUACAGGUCGAACCUACUGGGCGGUCUUCUAUGCCUAGAAGAGCGACGUGGUUCUCGGGUUGGAGCUUGUACCGGAAUUGGGGCAUUCGUUGGAUGCAGCGGUUCCGCGUUUGAGGCCGUACGCGGAUCGAUGACUGCUGACGUUUGUGGGUGUGAUGCAGACGAUACGCCCGUGUAUGUAGAUGUAGUAUGCUGUAGCGAUGCUGAUGAUGGUUCGGCUGUUGAUGAUAUACAACACGUCACUGAGUUCCGGUAUUUUCCCACGCUUAUGGAAGACCUCGUGGAUGGUACCAAUAUUUAAAAAAGGGGAUCGCUCAUGUGCUUCAAACUAUCGCGGUAUCACAUCACUUUGUGCGGUAUCAAAAGCUUUUGAGCUUCUGCUUUACGGCCCUAUGCUCUCCGCUACAUCGAAUUACAUUAUGGAUAACCAACACGGGUUCGUACCCAAACGUUCAACAUUAACGAACCUCACUGAAUUCGUUAGUUUCUGCAAACGUAAUCUCGACUCCGGAGGUCAAGUGGAUGCUAUUUACACCGAUCUCAAAGCUGCUUUCGACCUCAUCUCACACGACAUUUUAAUCGCCAAAUUGCAGAAGUUAGGGUUUUCGGAACAAAUAGUUAAGUGGUUGCAUUCCUACCUCACAGAACGCUCAUACAAGAUAAAGGUAAACGAUCAUACAUCUAGAGAGGUGCUUGGCACCUCAGGAGUGCCUCAAGGCAGCAAUUUGGGCCCGCUGCUCUUCAUUCUUUAUAUAAACGAUGUAGGGCAAUUGCUAGCGGAACACCGUUUUCUUCUGUUUGCCGAUGACGUUAAGCUGUUCGCUCCUAUCAACGAUGCCAAUGACUGCAUCAAUCUUCAACACGCCAUCAACCUAUGUUGCGACGAAACCGUUCGACACUCUUGGCGAUUGAGCACCCCUGAGACGAAAGUCUCACCGGGCGAACGCCAAGAGAAGUGCAAUGAAAGACAGAGUAGACCGUCGGGAGAAGCAAUCCAACCAGCGAGGAGAACGGAGCAGAAUACAAAUCCGCAAGAGUGACGAAGAUUAGUAAGGAAGCGUAGAUAUUCAGAUUAGUGAAGGGACGAGAAAAUUUCAGAACCGUGUCAAAGGCGGUUAACGAAAAAUCAUCCCAACAUUUUCUGAAAUUUUUUCUGACAUCAGAGAAGAAGUAAGAUGGACAGCACACCGAAGUGCCAGCUGUGCAACCGACCCGAAGAAGAGCAAGCCACGAUGGAAAAAUGCUGCUUGUGUACGAAAUGGGAGCAUGCUGAGUGUGCAGGACUGUUCGUGGAGAUCAAAGAUCCAGCAUCGAGGUAUGUAUGCUCGAAGUGCAAAGUGAAGCAGGAAACCACAGCUGCUAAAUUUCGUGACGAUCGGGACACAGCCAGUUUAAAGCCUUCAGUGCGGUCCAAGAAAGGGUCAGUGGCUUCUACUAAAAGGAGCGAGAGGAUUGCGCAAGGAAGUGUACCUUCCACUCUUCUCUCAGUGAACGUGGAAGAGCAGUUUAAGCUGGUUGAAGAAGAGAAACGCUUAAGAGAACGCGAAAUAGAAGAGAAGCGAGAGCUGAAACGCCGCGAGAAUGCAGAGUUAGCCCGCCAACUAGAGGAAAAGAGAAAACUGGCCGAGGAAGAAAGUCUUCUUCGGGAGAGAGAGCUUAAAGCCGAAGCGGAGAUGAACGCUCUCGAAACCAGCGUACGUCGUGAAUCACUCGAGAAAAAGCGCGAGCUGCUGUUGCAACAAUCUCGCGCCAGCAACAUGGGUUCACAGGAGAGCUAUUGUGAGAAGGUAGUGUGCUGGCUUAGAAAGAGUGAAGAAAUGCCUGGAGAAAAGGAAAGGGAGAAAGCUGUCUCUCGCGCCAGCUCGAUGCUAAUGAAUUUACAGCCUUUUGUAACAUCGAGUGCCAGAAAGAGAACGAACGAAAAGACCAUGGUGGAGGAACGAGUGAAAGAACAAUUGGAUCUAUCAGGGAGACAGAUAGCCGCACGUCACGUACUUGGUAAAGAAGUUUCCUACUUUAGUGGUGACCCGGAAGAUUGGCCGCUAUUUUUUAGUACCUUCGAAGAAACAUCGCAAACUUGUGGGUUUAGUAAUGCGGAAAAUUUAAUACGGCUACAAAGAUGCCUCAAAGGAAACGCGCUCGAGCUAGUGAAAGAUCAACUUACGCUGAAAGAGAAUGUGCCCGAUAUACUCGAAACGCUCAAAAUGAUAUAUGGUAAACCGAGCCUACUUAUUCGUUCGCUCCUUAACAAAAUCCGCUGCAUGUCACCGCCGAGACCGGAUAGAAUGAGAACAGUGAUAGAAUUUGGUUUAUCGGUAAAAGCUCUGACUAAUCAUAUGAGAGCAGCUAAACUAAACGCGCAUCUAAAUAACCCAACUCUAUUGGAAGAGCUCGAAGAAAAAUUACCAGGUGAUAUGAAGUUGAAUUGGGCCGCCUAUCAAGAAGAAAAGGCAAUAGAAGGGCUAGAAGGCUUUAGUGAUUAUGUCUCACAACUGGCAAAACGUGCAUGUGCAGUUACGAAUGACCUACACGAAAUAGCUAGAAUAGGAGAAAGAAGAAAAAAACAUACGGUCGCCUUAAACACACACGUAAGAAUGAAUGUUGAAGAUGAAACACCGAACGAAAGGUCAACGUCCUCAUAUCGUCCUCCUAGUGCAACACAAAGGAGACAAUGUGCAGUAUGCCAACGUGAAGGUCAUCGUGUUUACGAAUGCGAGCAGUUCAAAGCCGCCGAUGUGGAUGAACGUUGGAAAUUUGUAAAUACCAAGUCACUAUGCAGGACGUGUCUAAAUAACCAUGGUAAAUGGCCUUGUAAAUCCUGGCAAGGUUGCGGGGUGGAUGGAUGUCGCCUGAAACACCACCAGUUGCUCCAUCCAACAGUAGCAACCGAUGAAGCCGUAAGCGCAUGCGCAUCACACACAAAUGAGGUAAAUGCUAUAAGUCCAUUAUUCAGAAUACUACCCGUUACCCUGCACCAUGAUAAUACUUCACUAACAAUUUAUGCAUUCGUAGAUGAGGGCUCGUCAUACUCAUUAAUCGAUGAAACGAUAGCCCAAAAGUUGAACGUGCAUGGCAAAAAAAACACCAUUGACCCUACAGUGGACAGGACAAGUGACAAGGAAAGAGCCCGGCUCAGAAAUAAUACGCCUGCAAAUAUCCGGGAGAGAUAAAAACAUUAAGUACGGACUGGAAAACGUGAGAACAGUCAGCCAACUUAUGCUUCCAACACAAACGCUAAAAUACGACGUACUACAAGAACGAUACUCGCACUUGAAAGGGCUACCACUGCAGAACUACACACGCGCACAACCUCAACUGUUGAUCGGAUUGGACAAUAUCCGGCUUGGUGUGCCAUUGAAAAUUCGCGAAGGACGGCCACCUGAGCCAAUCGCUGCUCUAUGUCGACUAGGUUGGUCGAUCUACAGAGGAAGUGCAAAAAACAAGGCACCAGCAGCGAUAGUAAACUUUCAUGUUGCACCCCAGUCAGAUUGUAACAAAGAAGUCAACGACAUGUUGCGAGACUACUUCACGAUAGAGGAUUACUGCACGAAAGUUACAAAUGAGAAACUGGACACAGAAGAAGAAAGACGAGCGAAUCGCAUAUUAAAAGAAACAACAAAACGCGUCGAGCAAGGUAAUCGCUUCGAAACAGGGCUGCUUUGGAAUUCUGACUCUCCAAAUUUCCCUGAUAGCUACCCUAUGGCAGUUAAACGAAUGCAAGCACUAGAAAGAAAGUUCGCACAAAUGCCGGCACUUGAAGAAAAGGUACGGCAAACUAUAUCGGAAUAUGAAGCAAAGGGAUACGCACACAAAGCUAGCCUAAAAGAACUUUCAUCUCAGGCAGUUGAAAAAUAUAGUAUCUGCCAUUGGGGGUGGUACAAAAUCCAAAGAAGCCAGGCAAGAUAAGGUUGAUCUGGGAUGCAGCAGCAAAAGUUGAAGGAGUAUCAUUCAAUCUAAGAAUGCUGAAAGGGCCGGAUCUUCUGGCCCCGCUGCCACAGAUCUUAUGUCAGUUUCGACAAUUUCCAGUAGCAGUGUCGGGGGAUAUAAUGGAGAUGUUCCAUCAAAUCCGAAUUCGUCACCCUGAUCGCCAAUCACAGCGCUUUGUAUAUCGCAAGAGCCCUUCAAAUCCGAUACAAAUAUAUGUAAUGGACGUGGCGACGUUCGGUUCUACGUGCUCUCCCGCCGCAGCCCAGUACGUGAAAAAUCUAAAUGCACAAGAAUACUCAACAAAAUUUCCACGGGUUGCUAACGCAAUCAUAAAAAACCACUACGUAGACGACUAUUUGCAGAGCUUCAAGACAGUAGACGAAGCAAUACAAAUCGUGAAAGAAGUUAGUCUCGUACACUCUAAGGGCGGUUUCACACUUCGUCGAUUCAUGUCCAACUCGACAGAAGUACUAAAAAGCGUCGGAGACUCAGCGGAAGAAACGUCAAAGGAUCUUAUGCUAGAACGAGGAGAAAACACGGGGUCAGUCUUAGGAAUGAAAUGGAAGACAGGCGAAGAUGUCUUCACAUUCUCCUUCUCCUCCAACGAAAGUGUCCAGCAUAUUCUCCGCGAAGACCAUAUUCCCUCAAAAAGAGAAAUGUUGAAAGUCGUAAUGAGCCUAUUCGAUCCUAUGGGACUUAUAUCCUUCUUCCUGGUCCAUGGGAAAACCCUCAUUCAGGAAGUAUGGAUAAGAGGCAUCGAUUGGGAUGAUCAAAUACCGGUCGAUAUAUAUAAACGAUGGCGAGAGUGGACAAAUCUACUUCCACAACUAGAUAAACUACGCAUACCAAGAUGCUAUUUUCAAUCCCCUUACCCUAGAAAUAUCGAUGACAUACAGCUGCAUGUCUUCGUAGAUGCAAGCGAAACCGCGUACUGCGCUGUGGCGUACUUUCGA